UCUUUUUCAGUCCAAAUUCUUAAAAGCUUUGAAAACAUUUUAAAAAACAAAAUCUAAUAUUGAGAAAUAGGAUUGGAAAGAGAUUCCGGGAUUUGAGCAUUUCGAGGCGGAAAAAGAAUUACUUCUCACUGUUACGUAACAAAAUUCCGAAAGAGUAUGAAAAAGCAAAGUUCGACUCCUCAGUCCAACGGAAUUUAAUCGUUGGACUUGGAAGCUUAUAAGAGUGCAAAAAGAGAUAGAGAGAGUAGUAGAAUCCAGAGAGCUGUUAGGGUUUUGAGUUUGAAGAUGACAGAGGUGAGAUUACACAUAUAUGAUGUGACCAACAGUGGAUCGGAUAAAACCAACAGCACUAUUGUUCAAAUCAACAAGAUCUUCAAGGACGGAAUAGGCCUCGGCGGCAUCUUCCACAGCGCAGUUCAGUUCUCCAAAGAGAACAUUUUGAGACAGUAUCUAUGCGGUCAAAUUUUGGGAUCUGAGGUUUAUGGAGAAGAGGAAUGGUCUUUUGGCUUCUGUGAGCAAGGGUCGGGGGUGUUCAGUUGUCCUUCUGGCAAAAAUCCAAUGUAUACAUAUCGCGAGUCCAUGGUCCUUGGAAUAACUAACUUUUCAAAAUUGAACGUAAACCAGAUCUUGCAGGAACUUAGUAGAGAGUGGCCUGGAAGUUCCUAUGACUUGUUAUCCAAAAAUUGUAACCAUUUCUGUGAUGAGUUCUGCGAAAGGCUUGGUGUCCAAAAGCUUCCAGGUUGGGUAAACCGAUUUGCUAAUGCUGGUGAUGCUGCUAUAGAAAUAGCAGAAAACACUGCCUUACGGUUGAGACAAGCCAAGACUGAGAUAGUAUCAGCUAGCAAAGUGGCAUAUCGUUUUCUUGUGGGUGUUACGUCUAGUUCUAGUGGUGGCAAUGAUAGCCCCGGCAAUUCAAAUAGAGGAAGCCCCAGAUUUCAAGCAGCUUGGUUUAAAAACAUCAUCACUACUGGUGCCAAACCAUCUAGCAGUUCUGAAAUCGAGACUCAGGGUGGCAGUGGUUUUCAGAACCAUCGGCUACAGAAUUCUGCACAGACAAUGCAACAAAAUUUCCAAGAUCCACAAAGAUCACCGUGACAAUUCAAAUAAUUUGGAAUAACCAUGGUGACAGAAUUCAUGGCAUGAUAUGUGAUGGAAACGAUUUCUGGAAGCACUGUUGUGUAAUAGUUGAAACUCUACAUUGCCAAUUAAGAUGUCAUUCAUUGUGUAUCAAAUGUAAAAUGUUCAUUUCUUGUCCAAACCGAAAUUUUAUCAUGCUCUGUGGACUUAAAAGUUCAUUGAAAAAAUCAUCUGAAAACUCUUGUGCUUGGGCAAGUCUUCAUUCCAACUACAGAUUGACUUUGUGUAGGUAA
Molecule: messenger RNA, 1370 nt
Organism: Gossypium raimondii (Peruvian cotton)
Lineage: Eukaryota; Viridiplantae; Streptophyta; Magnoliopsida; Malvales; Malvaceae
Product: deSI-like protein At4g17486
Exons: 5
Coding region: 286-1095 (269 amino acids)
Biological process (GO): protein deubiquitination
Molecular function (GO): deubiquitinase activity
Source: RefSeq, a predicted model, not a curated record